Molecule: messenger RNA, 2364 nt
Organism: Salvelinus fontinalis (brook trout)
Lineage: Eukaryota; Metazoa; Chordata; Actinopteri; Salmoniformes; Salmonidae
Product: von Willebrand factor A domain-containing protein 5A-like
Exons: 12
Coding region: 1-1545 (514 amino acids)
Source: RefSeq, a predicted model, not a curated record
AUGAAGCUUAAUUUAACUUUGAAGUACAUGCUCACCAGAAAUGACAUGGUCAGCCUGGCUGCAGGUCAUCAGUUUGACCGGGAUGUUGAGCUGUUGUUGUAUUACCAAGACACCCAUCAGCCUACUGCUAUAGUAGAGGCAGCACAGGCUUCUGCCAAGCCAGGCUCUCUGAUGGGUGACCCAGUGGUCAUGCUGAGCCUGUACCCAGAGUUCCCCAAGGAUGUGAUGUCAUCGAUGACCUCACACGGGGAGUUCCUGUUCGUAGUGGAUCGCUCUGGCAGCAUGGAAUGCCCCAUGCACCUUGGGUCUGGGUCACAGGACCGUAUUGGCAGUGCCAGGGAUACUCUGCUGCUCUUGCUGAAAAGCCUGCCCAUGGGCUGCUACUUCAACAUCAUCGGCUUUGGGUCCAGUUAUGAGUCCUUCUUUUCUAAAAGUGUGGAGUACAGCCAGAAGACUAUGGAUGAGGCUCUGCAGAAGGUGAAAGAAAUUAGGGCUGACCUGGGAGGUACAAAGAUCCUCCAGCCUUUAAAACAUAUCUACCGCCAGCCCUGCCUCCCCGACAGGCCUCCACAGCUCUUCUUGUUCACUGACGGUGAGGUGAGGAACACCAAGGAAGUCCUGGAUCUGGUGAAGACGAAUGCCGGUUCUCACAGGUGUUUCUCCUUUGGGAUCGGGGAGGGGGCCAGCACUGCUCUCAUUUCUGGGGUGGCCAAGCAGGCCAGAGGGCACGCACAGUUUAUCACAGGACAGGACAGGAUGCAGCCCAAAGCGAUGCAGUCUCUCCGGUUUGCCCUGCAGCCAGCUGUGGUGGACAUCUCAGUCAAAUGGAAUGUCCCAAAGGAGGUGUCUGUCACCCCUCUGUCUCCACCAAUCAGAGUGCUCUUCCAGGGUCAAAGGGCACUUCUGUAUGCCCAGCUCACUGGGGAGAGCUCAGGGGACACAAAGGGCUCGAUAACAGUGAAGUACAGCCUGGCCAAGCAGCCUGUUGAGAACCAGCUGAGCUUCAGUCUUAAGCCUGCAGAGGACGCUGGAUGCUCCCUAUGUUGUAUUUUCAUUGGGAACUUUAUUACUCAAGCACAGCACAAGGAUUUAACUGCAACGGUUAGGAUUAGAGUUCGGGUUGAGGUAUUAAUCUACAUUAUGGAAGCAUUUCGAUUUCAAUUAUGUUGUCCAAUCCCAUUAGACUUUGACUCUCCAGCCCCAACCUCUAAGCCUGUGAGGGACCCUCUCCUCCAGCUGAUCUCUCUUCAGAAGGCCUCUGGUUCCUGGGUUCUGGAGGCAGCGUUGGCUGAGGUGCUGGCGAAGACUGAGGAGGAGGUGUCCAAGCCAAAGCCGGCACAGGUGGACCAGGAGGCGUGGGCCACGGUUCUAGCCCUGGUAUGGCUCUAUGGUUUCAAGACGGAGGCUCAGGAGGAGUGGCAGUUUCUGGCCAUGAAGGCAGUAUCAUGGAUUCAGGCUCAGAAAGUGGCCAGUGUGUCUGAGUGUGUCCAGGCUGGAAACACCCUUCUGGGUUGCCAAGUGCAGAAAGACACCCUGGGACUCUGAGAGGUUUACCCUGCCAGUCUUUUCUCUGUCCCCCACACGCCCGCUACUCUACCUGGGGUCAAAUACACACACAACCCUGCCUGCUCCUAGUCCCCUCCUCCAAGCAAACUGGUGGAGCUAGCAACUGUACUCGCCUGAGCAAGCCUAAUUAUCAACCUCUUACCUAUAUUAGCCUAUUGUCAUUUACUGUUGGGACACUUAUGUAUCUCAAUGUAUUGGUUGUUAUUAACAUAUCAACAUUCAUCUACGUGUUACAUAUACAGCUGUACUUGUUAGACUUUGCUUUGGUUAUCACUUCCAUAUAGACUACUGGAAACAAUGUAAUUUCUCCAAAUGCUUGGUAAAAUGCUUUCCCACUGGGCACAGUUGUCAAUUCAACGUCUAUUCCACCUUGGUUCAAUGUAAUUUUAUUGAAAUAACGUGGAAACAACGUUGAUGCAACCAGUGUGUGCCCGGUGGGUUAUUAUUGUAUGUAUCAUUUCCUUCCAAGAUGGCAUAGCAGUUCAGACGUCAUUUUGUCCUCGUAUUGUCGUGUCCUGUAUAUAUAUAUUAUAUAUAUUUACACCUUUCUUCGCAUAUCUUUUAUAUAUUUUAUUAUCCAAGAACUCAACUACAAAAAGCUUUCCUGCAACCCGCCUCACCAAUUACAAAAAAAGUAUUAUUUACCUCUGGUUUACCUCUGGUUAAAUAAAGGUGAAAUUUAAAAAAAUAUAUAUAUCUAUUAUCCAUGUAUAUGGAGCCAAAUAAAUGCAGUAGGGAGUUGUGGACAAUACAGAAAGCUAGAUGAGUGCCUAUCCCAGUGCCUUUACUGUGUGAUCA